AUGUCUUUGCCUGGUGGUGGCUCAAGUCGCUUUAAAUCGCAAUGUGGCCAGUUUCAAGUAACGUGGUAUUUUAUGAAGCAAUCCACAUUACCUUUUCAAGGGGAACUCGCCGAAGAUUUGGCAGUUAAACUAAAAGAGGCGAUUACAAAAGCGAUCGAAGAUGCUGAAAACCUCGCCAAACACAAAGAUGGCGCCUCUGAAGUCGAAACCUUGAAUUUCAAACACACAGGAGAAUCACUGCCAAAGGAGCCAGUGUCUUGUUCCUUCCGAGAACUCAUGGUGGAUGUUGAACAUGUAAAGCUUGACAUGGUUAAAAUGAAAAAAAAGGAUUAA
Messenger RNA from Paramuricea clavata, 333 nucleotides. The record is from the annotation of a GenBank genome assembly. Lineage: Eukaryota; Metazoa; Cnidaria; Anthozoa; Malacalcyonacea; Plexauridae.